This is a messenger RNA of Gilbertella persicaria, 1017 nucleotides long. Its product is annotated as DNA repair protein RAD51. The coding region runs from base 1 to 1017 and encodes 338 amino acids. The record is from RefSeq and is a predicted model, not a curated record. Gene Ontology annotation, biological process: reciprocal meiotic recombination; chromosome organization involved in meiotic cell cycle; double-strand break repair via homologous recombination. Gene Ontology annotation, molecular function: ATP hydrolysis activity; ATP-dependent DNA damage sensor activity; double-stranded DNA binding. NCBI's taxonomy places the organism in Eukaryota, Fungi, Mucoromycota, Mucoromycetes, Mucorales, Choanephoraceae. The transcript is spliced from 6 exons. Gene Ontology annotation, cellular component: condensed nuclear chromosome.
AUGCCUAUAGACGAACUAAACGAACAAGAAGGAGAAGAGGUGUCUGAAGGCUCUUCUGCUCUUGUUGUCACUGAGCUUGAAAAACAUGGUAUUCACAAGACAGACAUUAAGCGUCUUCAAGAAGCAGGAUUCUAUACAUUAGAUUCCAUUGCUUAUUCUCCUCGAAAAGCACUGUUGGCCAUUAAAGGUCUAUCUGAAGCUAAAGUAGACAAAAUCAUGAAAGAAGUGAGCCUGGUGAUUGACAUUGGAUUCACAACCGCAUUGGAUAUUCAAACAAGAAGAAGUGAACUGAUCUAUAUUACCAGUGGCUCCAAAGAUCUGGAUCAACUCUUGGGUGGAGGCAUUGAGACUGGAUCCAUUACAGAACUGUUUGGCGAAUUUCGCUGUGGUAAGACACAACUCUGUCAUACUUUAGCAGUAUCAUGUCAGCUUGCUUUGGAGAAUGGUGGAGCAGAAGGUAAAUGUCUUUACAUUGAUACAGAAGGAACAUUUAGACCAAGUAGAAUCUUAUCCAUUGCUUCAAGAUUUGGUUUAGAUACAGAGACUUGCCUAAAUAACAUUGCUUAUGCCAGAGCUUACAAUACAGAUCAUCAAACUUCUCUUCUAGCCCAAGCAUGUGCAAUGAUGGCAGAGACAAGAUUUGCCCUGUUGAUUGUUGAUAGUGCUAUUUCUCUUUAUCGUACUGAUUUCCCUGGUCGCGGUGAACUUUCUGCUCGCCAAAUGCACUUGGCUCGGUUCUUGCGUAACUUACAACGUAUUGCUGAUGAAUUUGGUGUGGCAGUAGUGAUCACAAAUCAAAUGUUGGCUACAGUAGACAGUGGUGCAAACAUGUUUAAUACAGACCCCAAGAAACCUACAGGUGGCAACAUUAUGGCUCAUGCAUGUUGUACAAGACUCCAGUUUCGUAAAGGAAGAGGAGAGAAUCGUAUCUGUAAGAUUUAUGAUUCACCUUCCUUACCUGAAAGUGAAGUUAUGUUCUCUAUCUCUGAAGAAGGCAUUGUAGAUGCUCAAGAGUAG